UCAGCCAAACUCCCAUCUCCUGCCCACAUGUCCUACAACUGCUGCUCUGGAAACUACUCCUCCCGCUCCUUUGGGGCAUACCUGCGCUCCCCAAGUUCUUCCUGUGGCUCUUCCUGCCCCAGCAACCUGGUCUACCGCACUGAUCUAUGCUCUCCCAGCACCUGCCAGCUGGGAUCCUCUCUCUACAGUGGCUGUCAGGAGAACUGCUGUGAGUCCACCAGCUGCCAGACAUCCCGUGUGGUGUCCAGCUCGUGCCAGACGUCCUGCCACCGCCCGAGGACCUCCACACUCUGCAGUCCUUGCCAGACGACUUGCUCUGGGUCUGUGGGCAUUGGGUCCAGCAGCUGCCGUUCCCUGGGCUAUGGAUCCAAAAGCUCUUACUCACUGGGCUGUGGAUCCCAGGGCUCCAGAUCCAUGAGUUCUGGAGUCUGUGGCUUCCCUUCUCUGGGCUAUGGAUCCAGAUUCUGGCAUCCAACCUACUUGGCUUCUAGGAGCUGCCAGUCUCCUUGUUACAGGCCAACCUAUAGAUCAGCCUUCUCUAGACAAACCUGUUGAGUUUCCAGACCCUUUGAGCAAAAUAUUUCAGUCUCUACAUAGAGCUGCUAUCAGUAAUGUUAGCUAAACGCCUCUCACCUCCAGCUCUUCACCCUUUGUCUGGCAUCAAGUACCAGCUGAUAGACUAGUUCCUUUAGACAGUGAAAUUAAUGAAUGACCAAAAUGUUAAGUGUGUGCCUAUAAUUUUGAACAAUUGACUCAGAAUUACAUAAAUUCUUCUUACAAAAUGUAUGGAAAUUCAGUUUUGUUUGACCUAAUAAAUUCAUUGACUAUUGUAU
This is a messenger RNA of Callorhinus ursinus (northern fur seal), 833 nucleotides long. RefSeq names its product keratin-associated protein 13-2-like. Lineage: Eukaryota; Metazoa; Chordata; Mammalia; Carnivora; Otariidae. The record is from RefSeq and is a predicted model, not a curated record.